Messenger RNA from Anopheles moucheti, 10120 nucleotides. It is a transcript of the gene enc, whose product is annotated as protein encore. The coding region runs from base 43 to 6810 and encodes 2255 amino acids. The record is from RefSeq and is a predicted model, not a curated record. Lineage: Eukaryota; Metazoa; Arthropoda; Insecta; Diptera; Culicidae. The transcript is spliced from 12 exons. Gene Ontology annotation, molecular function: nucleic acid binding.
GCACCGGCGGGAACGGAACGCAUCACGUCCCUGCAGCAGACGAUGAGCACUGUUGCCGUUGCUGCGCAGCAGCAGCAGCAUUCUACUGAUAGCCGCACGCACAGCCUCAAUCUCGCGGAGCAGCAACCCGCUGGCAGCACGGUAGAGAACGGACAUACUUCCGGCAUGCCAUGUGCGCCCUGCCCGAGCAACGGUUCCGCCUUACCGGGCAUUACACCGGAAUCGGCGGCUACAACAGCAGUUCCUGGCUGUGGUGGUGGUGGAGGUGUUGGCUGUAGUAGCCUUAGCAGUAGUAGUGGUAGUAGUAGCAGCAGCAGUGGAACCGCCAUGGCAGACAUCCAAACAGACACAAGUGCUCCAUCUGUUGGAGGUGAUGGACAGCAACAACAGAUGCAGCACCAGCAGCAGCAGCAGCAGCAGCAGCCUGUCGACUCCUCCUCUCCACAGCAGCAAGAUCAACCUGCUGCUCCGGGCAGCCGUCCGACAUCCGGUGGCCGACAGCAAAGGAUUGCUGGUGGCAAAGGCAAGCAUUUAACCCGCAGUCACGCGAUGCGUGAGUCAACUUCCCCGCCCCGAACACCAACGCCACGAUCGCCAUCCGAUACACACAGCAGCAAUCCAAUCAGUAGCACCGGCAGCGGCACCACGGGUGGAAUAACCAACACGACCACUGCCACCACUACGGUUGCCAGCAGCAGCAGCAGCACCAGCAGUACCAGCGGUGGUAACGCACUCAGCAAUGGUCCCCAAACUCCUCAAGAGCGAUCGGCAGGAGCAGCAUCCACCAUGAACGACGUAGAAUCGCUGGCCAAACAUAACAGCGCUGGCCCGGGCGGUGGUGGCCUAAGCGGGACUAGCGGGGGCAACAGUGGCAACAGUUCGCCUAACAUCGUCCUCUUUGCCGGUGGUGAGGAUCAGCAGCGUAAUGGUAAAUCCCAGCUGGAUUUAGACUUCCCGAAGCUGACACCUCCGAAGACGUCCUUUAAUCCGAACGCUGGUAGUAAUAACGGCGUGCAUCAUCCGCACUCACAAAAGGGCAACAGUGUGAAGAGCAAUGGAGUGGUCACGCAUCACGCUAGGGCGAAUGGUGGUGGCACCGCUUGCGAGACAGACAAAUCGGCACCGUUGACAACCACCGCCGCUACAACGCUCCCAGCAGCGACCGGAGGCAGCAGUAACGCGAAACAGACAACGCCGUCACAGCAAAGCGUGACGAGCACGGUUUCACCUAGCACGGCUACCGGCACGGACACACCGGACGGUGGUGGAGUGACACGCGGUGGAGGUUUGCCACCCGGGCAAUGUCCGUCCAAUCAUAAUCUCGUGCCGGUGUCCGGAUCGGGCAAUGUAUCCGCGGUGACAUGUGAUACUACGGUCGGUGGUGAUCCGUCGAUUUCGGGAACCGUAGGCAAAGCGUUGUCUACGCACACCACCGCUCCGGUACAGUCAGCUGCAAACAGCAACUUUUGUGAUAACGAUGGUCGUCAUGGGCCGUAUCAGCACCAGCAUCAACAGCAGCGGGAUGUGAGUUUUAGCAGCAAUGAGGGCGCUGGAGGCCAAUCGACGAACGUCGACGGUCAGAUCAAUAUACAGUUUUCGCACGAAACGGAAACGCGCUACAUCCAGUGCGACAGUCCUACGGAUAGCCUUAUGAGGAGCGGUGGUAAUGCGGGGCCAACCACCACCCCACCCAGCGGUGGCGGCGGAGGCAGUGGUGGUAAGAAACGUAGUGGUGCUUCCGGGAAGGGUGGAAAUAAGGCGACCCGGAUGAAAAAUCUGAGCGGCGGCUCCUCCUCCAGCGUUGACGGUGGCGGAGGAAUCGGCGGUAGUGGUGGUGGUGGUGGUGGUGGCGGAAUGGCUUCGUUUAUGUCGCGCGACAGUCUAUGCGAUCCGUUCACCGACCAGAGCGGUGUGAAUUUGCUUCAGUUUUUCAAGGAAACGCUGAACAAAAACUUCAAAGAUCGCAACAUGCUGAUGAAGAUCGAGAAGGAGCUACUAUCGCUGGCGAUGGAUCGAAGCCGGAGCCAGAUGAAAUUUCCGCCCAUGUCUUCCUAUAACCGAAUGUUGAUUCACCGGGUCGCGGCAUACUUCGGCAUGGAGCACAACGUGGACGCAACGCAGCAGUGUGUGAUUGCGGAGGUGACACCGGCCACCCGCAUUCCGGACAUUCGGUUCAAGAAUCUCAUUUCGGACAGCUUCUCGGAGGAACCGCGCAAGUCCAUCCUGAAGCGGGACACGCACAGCUUCGACGAGUACCAUCGGUUCGGUAGCGGUACUGGUGGCGGCGGCGGUGGUGGUGGCGGAGGUGGUGGAUCCGGUCUGCUGCACUGUCCCGACCGGGGCAUGCUGGAUCGGAAAGCGAAAAGCUUCGAAGAGCGUGAAGAAGAGUACGAGAAGUCCAAGCGGAGAUUAUUCAAAAAUCGUGAGCAUGAUUCCGAGUCCGAUCAGUGGCAGUGGAUAUCGACCGAUGGUGGUGGUGUUGCUGGUGGCGGCGCCGGUGUUGGUACGACGCUGGUUGACCUGAAUGCCGCCCGGCACCAGCAGAAACUUCAGAACAAUCGCUUGCUGAAAGUACAAUCAGUGUCAAUUGAGGGACGAUCGGACGAACGGCCUUGCGUUUCAAAAUCGCACAGCUUCGGUGGUUAUGGAGGAUCGUCACAGAAUGCAUCGUUGCUGCGGGGCGAUUCGAUAACGUCAACCAAAAGUGCCGGUGCACGGCUGUUUACGAAGCAGGACUCGAACGCCAGCACCAACACGCCCUGGAGGCUGUCCCCGUCAAGCAGUGGGUCGUACCUUACUUCCAGUUACAAAACCCAAUCGAUCCGCUCGGACUCGGUAACACCUUCCCCAACGGGAUACGGCAGCGGCGAUCACACACCGGAACCGUGCGUCCCAUCACCGUCGGCCACGUGCGGCAUUAUGUGGGCCGUGACCGAUAUGGCAAGCGUACCGAAAGGAAGUGUGCUGAUAGAUCCCCAGACGUUUCAACCGAUUGUCAACCAGGACGGCACACUGUAUCACUUCGAUCCAUCCAAUCUACCACCAGCUGCAGGCGGUCCCUGGCCAGCAAGUGGCAAAAUGUCGAAGCGAAGGUUCGAAAAGCAGAAGUCAUUCAAUAGUAAGAACAAUCUCAACAGUAGCAGUUCGCUUGAAAGCGCUACAGAUGGACCAUCACUAGGCAAGACGGUGGAAUGCGGACAGCAGACGGUGAUUCCUACUGCUGUAGAGAGCGGCACGGGUGCCAUUACGACCAUCAUGACGGUGGUAUCAACGACAGCGACAACGACACCGACCACCAUUGCGGAGGAAGUGGUCAAUGAGCUCGGGUGCUACGAUGUGGGUAUAAACUCCGGCGGCCUAAAAUUACUAAGCGUUAAAGAUAAUCCAGAUAUGGAUGAAAACUCAAGCCUCUGCGAAGAAAUCUCACAAACGACAAACGAGCUUGGCGGGUUGAAGUUACAGAAACAUCAAGCCACUAGUCCUAUGCUGCAGGCCAGCGAAUUGCAGCCAAUCGAUAUGAAUGAAAUACAGUACAGUACCAAUCAGCACGAAAGUGGAACUCUCAUGCAUACUGCCAACUCUGGACUGCUGGAUAACGAUCGGUCCUUGAUCGACGAGGUGGUGGAAACGACGGGAGAGGAGCAAGAUGAUCUCGGCGACACGCUUGACGCUCUGGACAAACCCGAACACAACAAUCCAGCUCUGGGUGCUGCUGUACAAUUGUUGCACGUACACGAUCCUGUCAGUAGUAGCAGCACGCUGGACGCCGGCGAGGACGACGAAGAUCGGAGCGAAACCCCAACGGACGGUGGACAGGAGGAGGUUGAUAAGAAGAACGACAUGGUAAAGGUAGCCAACGUGGUGCAGACAGUAGUACCGUUGACUAGUUACGCGAGCUCCACAACGACCCCCAAUGGUGGCAGUGGUGGUGGAGUCAGCGCGUACACCGUCACGUACGAUGGUGGAGGCAGUGGUCAUCCGGGUGCCACCGUAUACGCGACUGGUACACCAGGCAUGUCAACGACGACAUAUCAGACAGCGCCGGACGGUGCCAUUUACGCCGUACCGUCUUCGCUCGUCUACACAUAUCCCACGGCAAUGGAUCCGACCGAGAUGCCCGGUGGGUACUUUGUGCCAGUGUACGAUCCACAGCAGCAGCGCGAAGCAAGCCUCUGUUCAACACCGGGCGCAUCAAUCUACUCGGCUCCGGCCGGUGCCACAUCGACAGUAUUGCAUCCGAUAGCGUACACGCCGAGUGCGGCCACUGCGGCGGCUGCAGCCGCCUAUACUGGCGCACCGCUGUAUCAAAAUCCGGUCAUGUAUUCGUCCGACCAAUUCCCAGUGGCACAAGCGGCCGCCGCUGCAGCAGCAGGUCAGCUUUCGCAGUAUCCCAUUAGCUACCCGAUCGGAAUAGGAUACCCGUUCAAUGGCGCUGCGUACCAAAACUACUGGAAUCAACCAAUCACUUAUUACGUUCCUCAGACGCCCGUUCCGUCAACGGUGGCCGGUGCUUCAAUACUAAUGCAGCCUCCGAUACCGCAAACCCCCACCAAUGGUGGUAUUAUCACGACAACGGCCACCGUGUCGGCAUCAACCCCGGGCACCGGUAACAGCUCGUCCGGUGCGCCAAUUUCCGGCAAGCGCAACACGACUCCUCCUAACAGCGGGCACGGUCAGUCGCAGAGCGGCGCCACGCACAGUGCCUCGGUAACACCGGUGCCGAUAUCACCGUUCACCACCAACAUUUCCGUACCACUGCCCGAUAGUUCAUCGGCCGCGGCGGUUGCUGCUGCCGCCGCCGGUGCCCCGAUGUACGCCGCCUUCCCUCAGCCACUGUACCCCAACAUGCUUCCAUUUGCUAGCCCGAUGGCGACACAUCCACAUCCGGUGGCGGCCACUCCCGGGACGCUGGUACCCACUGCCGCAUCAUUCCAUCCGCAUCCGCCAUCCGGUGGAUCGCAGCACCAUGCCACCGCCAGUCACCACCAUCCCGCAGCUUCUGCCGGUGGUGCGCACGGCGGUGAAUCGACGCCACUGGCCGGUGGCAACGGUCACCAUCAACAUCAUUCACAGUACCACCAUCAUCAGCACCAGCACCACCAGCAAGGAAGCGGUGGCCACUAUUCCGCUGUGAAUGGACCGUCGAACGGUGGUGGUAAUAGUAGCAGCAGUAGCAGUAGCAGCAACAGCAGCCACAGUGGCAACCACAGCAACAACUGUGCGACGAACGCACCGACACCACAGUCCACGCCCAGUACACCGCUCUCCCUGCCAAUGUCUAUGCCGUCGCAUCAUACCGGUGUUCCCGGUGCAACGCAUAAAGGCAUGCCGCUCUUUCCAACCCCUCCAAUCAUGCCGAACGUGGCCGCAGGCGGAGGUUAUGGUGGCCACCAUCAUUAUGGAGCGGCGGACGAGCGCAAGUCGGGAAAUGGAGGCUACCAGGGAAGCAAACCGCGACAACCGAACUCCGGUGCAAACGGUGGUUCGACCGGUGGUAGCUACUUUAAUUACAACGCAUCUGCGAAUGGAGGCCGGCAGAUGACGCCGAACAGCAACGCUGGAAGUGGUGGCUAUCAGCCGCAAGGAAAUGGUGGCAUGAAGGGAAGCUACACACAGAAUAAUACAGGGAACAAUAACCAAAACCAGAACGGCCCAUUGAUCCUGGGUCCGCCUCCAUCGGGCAAGGGUAAUCGCCAUGACAGUAGCGCGCCUCAAAACGUAACCAACACGAAUAGCAACUCCUCCAGCAAGCCCCCGCUGAUACCGACGCUGCCCAGCAUGGUCGUACCGGGUGCGGCAGCACCAAACGCCGGGAUGGCGGGCGAUAAAUCGCGUCUGAAUCGCUCCUCGAAACCGCCCAAUCUCGAUCUGAAGCGCAGCUACAACAGCAACAACAGCUACAGUGGGGUGAACAACCGCAACACGCCCAGCACAAAUUCGAACGAAAGCAAUGGCUCACCGAACAGUAUUACGUCGUCGUCUGUGCACGAGCACGGUGCGUCUCAAUCUCAUCAUCCCAUGGCACCGGCACACCACGCCGCCACACAUCACCACGGAGGGCACGGUGGAAACAAUCAUCCAUCGACACCGACAUCGCACCACCACGGAAGCAACCAUCCGGUCGUGUCGGCUGGUGGCCAACCGUCCCAGCACGGCACGCUGCACCACCAUCAUCAUCCGGCGCAUCCGCACGCGCAGCACCAUCCCCAUCAUGGUGGAAAUCAACCGAUGCCUCCCGGUGUUCAGCAGCAGACGCACGGUGGUGGUCCCGGCGGAGGCGGUGCAGGUGGUGGCGGUGGUACGACGCACUACUACCAUGCGGGUGGCGGACAAUCGAUGGCAACGGCUGGACAGCCCCAUUCCGGACAGUCGUCGUACUACUCGGGUGGGGCAGGAAAUCCGUCGCAGCGCGGUGGCAGCGUAGGAAGCAAUGGUGGUGGUGGCAAUGGUUCCGGAUCCGGCGUGAGCUCCGGUGCACACACCACGGCCCACCCGCACGCGAUGCCUGCCGCGGUAAUGCAUAAUUCGGCAGUUGCCGCAGCGGCCGCUGCUGCUGCCGUCGAACCGUACCAUCAGCAGUUGAUCCCGAUCAAUGCCGCCACCGGGAUGUCUUACGUCAAAAUUGGCCAGGCGUACUACCCUUCGUUAACAUUGCCGCAAAGCCGCCGAUCGCCUCCUAACGAAAUUCGUCCAAUUGCGGGUGUCUAUCCGACGAUGAAUAUGGUGAUGCCGGCAUCUCGACAGUUUACACCACGACCACAGCACAGCAGCGGGUACAGUAGUGCCAAGGCGGCUAAAUCGCUUCGAUAAAGAAGCAUAAAAAUAGCAACGCGUUGCAGCAUAAAAAGAGGAGAGGGUACGAUGCUUCAACGGUGCAAACAUCAUAAACUAUACAUACGAUGAGUAUAAAAACCGACAACCGUAGUAGAACCAACAACAGCAGAAUGUAGUGCAGUAACGCAACAAGCAAACGUAGAAAUCCAACCUUUACCAUAUAAAAAAAAACGUACUAUUAGGGGGUAUAAUGUGAUCUGUGCUGAUGUGGGUUCAGCGUCCAAAGUGUUACGUGAGUAACGAUGGGUUGCUGACAUCUAACAAAAUAAUCGCAACCAGAUGAAUUAUCGUCAUUCGCGACAGGGCGCGCGUUUUCAGGCAUGAAAAGAAAUCACUGCAAGCGACAAACGACUAACAGAGACUCUAGAAAGACAAGCCAAUAAUCAUUAAGAGCGGCAGCGUGACAAUGGGAAAGGGCAUGAGACAUUUAUUUAGAACGAAACAUAUUAUGGAAUACGUACCACUACUUCCCCUUUAUGCAAGGCAUGUUACUUUUCAGCGGUAAGUAAAACGUCCUGAUGCAAUUGUUAUAGUGAGAGGGUUUGUAGGUUGGACAGCAGAAAGUUGGAUGCAAGUGUUAAUGAGCAGUUAAUGGUGUACGUUUUAAAACGCAACAUGUACCGUUUAGUUACAGUUUGGCAACAGUGCAAAUAUCUUAGUUGCUGAUCUUGACACAAUCAGUGGUAUGGACAACAGGCUCGUUAUCUAUCAGUCACCCAAGCGGUAUAGGCAGGACCAACAAGCAACGGUGUGAAAUGUGAAACUAAUGAAAUUGAAACGCGUAUCACAACUUCAUGUGAUACAAAACGGAGAAGCAGAAAGUCGUCAACCGGUAGGGGGCGUCCGUUGCAAGAGUAAUAAAAAGACGACCAGGAAAACAUACACACACACAUUUUAUUACAAUAGAAUGAAACGCUAUGUUAAAACUAUGAGAGUGUUAAGAGCAGAUAAGUAAACAGUGCCGGGCCAUGCAUUAGGUUUACAAUGCGGAUGGAAAACAAAUGGGCGAUCAAGAUCUGAAGCGUUUGAACAAUAAAAACAAAGCGACCAGCAGAAAAAAGGAACGGAAUGUGGUCAAUGAAAUGGGAACAUAAUGGAUGAAUAUGGCGAUCAUGUUGAAAUGUUAUGCCAGUGGAGGCGCAAAUAAUAGGAAGACCAACACAAAAAAAUUGAACACAACAGCAAUACCAGGACCACCCAUUUUAACCAAAAAAAGAAACUUCACAUUUGAUGUGAAUAGUAAAACAACAUUGGGUCGAAUGGAAAUCCGUAUCAACAAAACAAACACAGAGUCCUAUACCACACAUACACACAGAAACACACACUAUCUACCAUUACCAUCAUUGCAACAAAUAAAAAAGAAAGGAAAUUUGCGCCAAAACUGUUGUUGUGUGAUGAAAACCAAUUGAGUUACUGCUUCUUAGAAAUGUGUGAUCGAUUACCAAAAAUAAUAAUAAUAAUAAUAAUAAUACUAAAUACAAGGCAUACCGAACUCCAGUGGUGCUGUUUGAAGUGUGUAGGGGAAUAUUAUAAUAAAGAAGAAGAAAAAAAAUACUAUGUUGCCGGAUUAUCAGUUGCCAUGUGUAGAACAAACUAUAUAAGAUGAGUAGCAAAAGCGGGACAGUAUGAAUGAACCGGAAACGCAUUAUUUACUUGCCAACGAAUCGUCAACAUCAGCAUAAUAAUGAGCGGACAGACAACAGCAUUCUAAUAACAACAAUCAGUCAAACGAUUAAUUAUAUUGAAGCAAAUGGUCAACCACAGCACACAUACUAAUCUGAACUGCGAAAAUGGUUAAAUAGCAUAGCGGGCAUUAGAAACAAUCCAACCUAUAUAGAAAUAUCUUUAAACCAGCAUACAUUCAAACGACUUGAUCGGUCGCCAAUAAAAACGUCUAGAAUUGAUCUUUCUGUUAACGCCAAACCCUGCGGAACGACUAAGGCACAUGAAAGAGGUUAAAGAAAAGCAGAUGUUCUCAACUUACAUCACAGAGCAAGCCGCUGCUGAUGUCCUUUUUCCGAUAGGAAUUUUCAUUCUGAGGCUCUAUAAUUAAAAAUGAUUUCGCUACCAAGUUAAUGUUACCAAUUUCCAUCAUUCGAAACAGGCGGCGUGGAUCGCUUGUUCUUCCGAUCGAAGCUAAUAGGUGAACGCUUUUUAUAUGGCUAGAUAAAUAACGUUAUCAAUCGUUGCUAUCUUCUGCUACCAGAAUAAAUCUCUUCAUAAUGUUAUUUGGCAUCAACAUUCGUCCAAAUUAUUCUGAAAAAUGUUGUCAUCGUAACGUGUUAAGCGCAGCGUGGCAUGCCAAAACCUACCCGCUGAUUGUAGCAGAGUGUCAAAGAUUCUAGUCACAAAAAAAAACUUGUAAUGUUUGGUGAUAUUGUUCUGCACAUCGAUAUCAUUAAAAAUGAAUAUUUUGUUUGAUGUGGUUCAUCUGCUACCAUUGAUACAUGCCUUUUAUGUUUCGGACAAUGGCAUUACGCUAAAGUUCUUAUUCAUCACUUCUUAGCCCUACAGUCUGUGGGCAUCCAAAGGAACGUAGUACCGUAAAAAACAAUUCUCCCGUAAAUAAGUGUGCUUUGAUCGAAGAUCAAACAGUGUCUAAGUCAAGCCGACCGUACGGAAGCCAUACCAAUAAACUACAGAAUCCAAAACAAACCCAAUUUUUUCCACAGUCAAAAAAAAACAAACAGCUGAUGUGAAGCUGCAAUAGUUUAUUCUCGGAUCUUUUAAAGUGAAUGUGUGUUCUUAAACAAACAAAAAAAGGUCGAUCACGUAGAGAACAGUAAACGGUAGAAAACUCAAAUCCAACAACGCUAUAAUGAUAAGAAUAUGAAACUAUAGCGAAAGCGAAGCAUUAAGAACAGAUAGGUUCUAACAGCGAAACGAGAAUUGAGUGAACGAGCGUUAAACUAGCAAGCACACAGAAACACACAAAUGGAACAGUUGAUUAAAUGUGUUAUUAUAUAUAUGAAAGAAUGUAUUUAUUUUAAUUUAUAUACACAGAGACAGAGGCGUAACUGAGAACUGACAGUGUGAUGGAAGAUAGUGAGCGUUUGCAAAACCGAAAAAAGAAAAUAAUCGUGGUAGCAUGCCCGCCAUAUAAGAAAAACCCAACAUGUGGAAAGUGCUGAAAGCGGGCGAGAGAUAAAACUGAGUGAAAAAGCAACUGAUUAAACCCAGCAAGAAACCAAGAAACCAACAAAAAUCAGACAAACCAAAAAAAAAAGAAAACAACAACCAAGUACUUAUAUUAAGAGAAAACAAGUGAAACUGCUACAGUGACAAA